Molecule: messenger RNA, 689 nt
Organism: Stegodyphus dumicola
Lineage: Eukaryota; Metazoa; Arthropoda; Arachnida; Araneae; Eresidae
Product: ATP-binding cassette sub-family F member 3
Molecular function (GO): ATP hydrolysis activity; ATP binding
Source: RefSeq, a predicted model, not a curated record
UCCUCUGCUCUUUCCUGUGCUUAGAUUUUUCUGUCAUCUGUUUUCGGUACUAAAUUGUGUUCGCGAAAUUGAUGUAUUUAUUUUUAAACCCAACUAAUGGCAUUAACAGAAGCAAAUUCAAUUUUAGUUACUGCUUUUCCAAGUAUAGACACAGAACUUUACACUUAUAUUGAAAGUGUUUUGGAUGAAAAUAAAAAUGAAUUUGAAUCAUCAGAUCACAUAUAUGAAGCUAUCGGAGAAAUGUUACAUGAAGUAGCUGGAGGCAGUAAAGAUGAAAAUGAAAUAAAGGAUAUAUGUUCUCAACUUUUAAGGGCAUUGAAAAGUGAAUCGUGUGAGGAAGAGAAAUGUAAAGGAAACAAAAUCCUUAGUGCACCAGUGUGCCUUGGAAGUUUAGCUGAAAAUUUUGAAAAUGAGGCAGAGGAAGUUACAAGUAUAUGGUUAAAACAAAGAGAAUCAGCAUCUUUUGUUGAUCAAAGGAAACUUGAGAAAGCUGAAGCAAGGCUAAAAUCUAAGCAAGAAAAACGAGACAAUAAUGAGAAACCCAUUUCAGGUGGUGCCAUUAUAAACAAAGAAGCUACUGCUGUGCAGGCUAGUAGUAAAAAGGAAUCAAGAAUGGAACUAAAAGGAUCCAAUAAAAGCAUGGAUAUCAAAAUUGAAAACUUUGAUAUUGCUUUUGGUGAUAAGUAAGU